Zea mays is the source of this 1350-nucleotide messenger RNA. Its product is annotated as senescence-associated protein DH. Bases 277 to 1113 code for a protein of 278 amino acids. The record is from RefSeq and is a predicted model, not a curated record. The transcript is spliced from 2 exons. NCBI's taxonomy places the organism in Eukaryota, Viridiplantae, Streptophyta, Magnoliopsida, Poales, Poaceae. Gene Ontology annotation, biological process: auxin-activated signaling pathway. Gene Ontology annotation, cellular component: membrane.
GCCCCCAACCAUACACAAGCUUUGCAUCCAAUAGCCCACCCACCAGCUGCGAAAUCUCCUCCAAACAACAACUGAACCGGACAAAGAAAGAAGGCCAAAAAGGGAGUCUCCUUUCCAAGUUCAAAAUUCGAAACGUCCCAAGAGAAACCGAAACCACCAUAAAAACCAGCAACCAACCGUCAUCGCCGCACAAGCGCACGCACUCCUCGCCGUGGACCAACUCCGAAGCCCCAUCCCGUCCCAACUCCCAAGAGCCGAACGCGAGCGGCGGCCGCCAUGGCGCGGUGCAGCAACGGCCUCCUGGGUCUCCUCAACGCGGGCGUGCUGGUCCUCGCCAUCGUCGCGCUGGGGGGCGGCGCCUGGCUCAGCCACCGCGCGUCCACCACCGACUGCGAGCGGUUCCUCGAGCGGCCCGUCAUCGCGCUGGGCGUGCUCCUCCUCGCGCUCUCCCUCGCGGGCCUGGCCGGCGCGCUCUGCCGUGCCUCCUGCCUCCUCUGGCUCUACCUCCUCGCGCUCUUCCUCCUCAUCCUGCUCCUCUUCGCAUUCACCGUCUUCGCGUUCGUCGUCACCAACCGCGGCGCCGGGUGGGUCGUCUCCGGCAGGGGGUACAAGGAGUACCGCCUCGGGGACUACUCCACCUGGCUGCAAAGGAGGGUGGAGAACUCGCAGAACUGGGCCAAGAUCCGCAGCUGCCUCCAGGACGGCAAGGUCUGCCAGAAGCUUGCGUCCAGAAAGGAGACGGCCGCCCAGUUCGUCAACAGCAACCUCUCCCCGAUCCAGCUAAUGAACCUAUCUCAUGUCCAGUCUGGAUGCUGCAAGCCACCAACGGGUUGCAACUUCACCUACCAGAGCGAAACUGUCUGGACCAAGCCCGCUGGUUUCAACACCACAACUGACGACCCUGACUGCACCACAUGGUCGAACGACCAGACCGUGCUCUGCUACGACUGCAUGGCCUGCAAGGCAGGCGUGCUGGCCAACCUGAAGAACGACUGGAAGAAGAUCGCCACCGUCAACAUCGUCUUCCUGAUCUUCCUCGUCGUCGUCUACUCCGUCGGGUGCUGCGCGUUCAGGAACAACCGGCAGGACAACUCGUACCCGGCCUGGAAAUGAGGUGCGCGUGGCAAUGUAUAGGUUGUUUAUGCUAUCAUGCUAUGUGAGUGACUGCGUUUCGGUGAGGAGGGGUUCGCUCCUUGGUGUCUAGCAACCUACCGUAUGUAUUAACUAUUAAUGUGUCCGGUUCAUGUCACUGGUCGAUGCUGUUUUGCCCUCGAACGCAUGAUGAUAGUGUCCCAAGGCUAUUAUCCAGAUAUAUGCCGAAAAAAAAUAUGCGUUUUCUGUGGGCGUGUA